Messenger RNA from Trachemys scripta elegans, 1242 nucleotides. It is a transcript of the gene ATRAID, whose product is annotated as all-trans retinoic acid induced differentiation factor. Lineage: Eukaryota; Metazoa; Chordata; Testudines; Emydidae. The record is from RefSeq and is a predicted model, not a curated record. Gene Ontology annotation, cellular component: intracellular membrane-bounded organelle. Gene Ontology annotation, biological process: positive regulation of osteoblast differentiation.
GUUGGAUCUGGGCAACUGCUCACUGACGUUCCUCGGUGCUGGGUUCCCGGAUGCCAGCGCUGCUGUUGUCAUUGACCUGACCGAGAACCCCCUGGAGAACAUCAGCAACACCUCCUUCCAAGGCUUCACCAUGCUGCAGAGCAUAUCCCUGCCGCGUGCCCUGGAGUGCCCUGGAGGGAGCGUGGCCUGGGACCUCACCACCACCCACGGGGACAGCCGAACCUGCGAGGGGCAGAGGAACCUCUGCAACAGCUCGGGGGAGCUCGCCUGGCUGUGCCCAGAGAACUCCCAGUGCAGCCCCGACGGCCCCGGGCUUGUCCAGUGCCUGUGCUCCGGGAGCUACCACGGCUACAAGUGUCUGCGCGAGGGCACCUUUCCCCUGCUGUCCUUCUAUGGGAUCCUGGGAGCCGUGACGACCACCCUGUCCCUGCUGGCCUGGGGCAGCCAGCGCCGGAAAGCCAAGACCUCCUGAGCCCCUCCUGCAGGACGGGGAAAGGGCGGAGACCGGGCUGGGGGGCCUGCGUGGGGGCUUCUCCCCAGCCUCUGAACUCACCGUGGUGCCGCGUGUGGGCUGCCUAGCUUCACCUUCAGCGCCUCGGGACGGUCCAGCUGCCCUCAGCGCCGGCUGCCUGCACCCCACCGUUCUCUGCCAGGGAGGGGACCAGGCACCCCGCUUAGCCCCUCCCCAGUCUCACUACCCUGCCCCCUCCUGGCGCGUCUCCGCAGCGUGCUCUGCGCAGGUCGCACCCACUUGGAGCCUGUGGCUGGGGCAGCGGCACAGAUCUUCUCUGAGCAGGACCUGGGCGCUGGCCUGCAAGGUCUCCCAUGGAGUCGAAGCUUCUGGGUCUGACACCCUUCUCCCCCCCCCCCCCCCCGGUCAAACCCCCAGGCCCUUGAACCGUCUCUGGAAGGAUCCCUGCAGUGGGCCAGACCCCCCGGGGUCUCACUCUUCCCCCAGGGUGAACCACGCGGCCUCACCACCUCCUGAGACUGGGCCCCUGGGCCUGCAGCCCCCCUGCCCUCCCCCCCGGGAGCUCCGGGCAGUGAGUCUGGGACAGACCUGGGGGAGACGUGUACAAUCUGGGGGAGCAGCGCCCCCCCGCCAGCGUCUGCGGGGACACCCAGCCAGCGCGGGCAGACAGGCGGGUGUAUCCGUGGCCCGGCACACGGCACAGGCAGCCCUCGGGGAGCCAGGGAAAUGAGGAUUAAAGGCUGACCAGCUGCAGUGACCCCCGUUUCCAG